This is a messenger RNA of Dermatophagoides farinae (American house dust mite), 1861 nucleotides long. RefSeq lists its product as uncharacterized. The record is from RefSeq and is a predicted model, not a curated record. NCBI's taxonomy places the organism in Eukaryota, Metazoa, Arthropoda, Arachnida, Sarcoptiformes, Pyroglyphidae.
UGCAAUUCGAUUUUCAGUUUAUAUAGUGAAAGUUGUAUAAAUGAACUUCUCGGCUGCUCGAUUCAUAUGAUAAUGUUGUUGUUCACUUUCAUAGCCAUACUUUUACAAUCACUGAACACCAUCACCGAUGCUUAUGAUCUACAUUUGGCCAAUCUAGAUUAUGAAUUGAAUUCAUUCGAGAAAUAUGUUUAUUAUCAGCAAAAAUUGAACAUUAUGAUGAUUGGUACAGUGCCACAAACACGUCGAAAACAGGAACAAAUGUAUCGAUUUUCAAGUGUUGGCAAUCCGAACAACACUCAUCAUAAAGAAGACGAAAUCGAUACAAUAUUUAUCGUAGAUAAUGGUAGAAUGGUACAUGAAAUUCGUAAUUGUUCAUUCGAUUCACGUGGCAUAAUUAAAUAUUUAAAUUUGGAUUCAAACGCAAAUCAAUCCGUGCCAUUAUCAGAGAAAUGGCCAGCACUAAAUUCAAUUUUAGAUUCGGUGCAAAAUUCUACCAAUGAACGUACUGAAACGAUGAUAUUUUCAUUGACAACAAGUCUUGCUUAUGAAUCUGUAGAGUUUAAUUUCGAAUAUCAAGAACAAAGAUUUCGUAGAGAUGUUGAAAAUAAAACACAAGAUUCAAACUCAACAACAACAACAACAACGACAACGACAACAACAACAUCGACGACAACAAAUCAAGAAAUUAUUUAUGAUGGUGAUGAUCAAGAACUAGGUGAAUAUUAUGUUUGGGUGUUUGCAUUCUAUCAUAACCAUUGUCAGGUUCAUCUAUAUCGUGCAUACAACAUCCUGGCUAUCGAUGGUUAUAAUCAAGUACAUACGAUGACUUUAUCCGGUAGCGAUGAUGAUAAUAAUGAGUAUCAAAAUGAUCGAAUAAGGUUGGCAGCAACAUCUGAUUCAAAUUUAACCAUUCUUUUUGAGCAAUCAUAUCAGGAACAAUUAGAAUCAUUACGUGCACGUUUAGUCACACUAAAUCAAUUGAACAAUAAUGCCGAACAAAUUGUUAAUGGAGAAUUUUUUGUAAAUCCAAAAAUCGAAAACAAUACCGUGACUAACGAGACUGGUGAUGAUAUUGAACAGCAACAGCAACCAACCGAAGGUAAAUGGCAACGACAACCAUCAGGUUUCAUUUGCUAUCGAAAAUAUGACCAAAUUUUUCAAAUAAUCGAUGUGAUGAUCAAUGAAUGUCCUGGUGAUAUGCGUCCCAUUGAAUUGUUCAUAAUUCAAUCAUUUUUUCAUGGCCAAUUUCUCUACAUUUUCGAUCAUCAAUAUGUUUAUAUAUUACGAAAACGACCACGAUAUCCGAACAUUUUUCAAUUGGAAGAUAUUCGUCGAUAUGGUCGUUAUCCGAUGAUUUUUGAACAAGGAUCACUUUUUUUCGAAAUAGUGGUCAUCAUUGAUUCCAUUCUAGCCAUUAUAAUUGUUUUGGCCAUUAUAAUUUCCAUUAUAAUUUUUGCCAUUUAUCCACGUGAAUUACAAGAAUUAUUUUUGGAAAUUGAAAAUACCCGAAAAAGUCUUUAUCCAGUUGCAGCAAAACGUUCUAAAUACAUGAUGAGUACAGCAUUGUUGUCAACAUCGUCAAUUUUAUCCAAAUCCGCAUCAUCGUCAUCGUCAUCAUCGUUAUCGUUAUCGAAAACAUUCGAGGAUGAAGAGAAACAACAAAUGAAUCAAAAAUCAACAACAAAAUCCAAAGCAAAAAUCAAAACCAAAAUAAUGGUGGCAAAACGUAAAUCGAAGACUACGAAAUUCGAUCGAAAUAAAAAGACAAUACUGAAAAAGAACUCAAAAUCUCGAAUGAUGAUGAAAUGGAACAUAAAAAAAAUAAAUAAAUAAAUAAAAUUACAAAUUACAAAUUACAAAU